Catharus ustulatus (Swainson's thrush) is the source of this 7229-nucleotide messenger RNA. It is a transcript of the gene CNMD, whose product is annotated as chondromodulin. Gene Ontology annotation, biological process: negative regulation of endothelial cell proliferation; negative regulation of angiogenesis. The transcript has 7 exons. NCBI's taxonomy places the organism in Eukaryota, Metazoa, Chordata, Aves, Passeriformes, Turdidae. The record is from RefSeq and is a predicted model, not a curated record. The coding region runs from base 35 to 1069 and encodes 344 amino acids.
UCGAGCCCGGACUGCUCUCCCUCCCGCCGCAGCCAUGGCAGGGGGCUCCGAGAAGGUGCCCAUCGCCCGAGUGGGGCCCGACGAUGUGGAGCUGUGCCUGCCCCCCGCGUACGCGGCGGCCGCGCCGCCCGGGCCGGGCCGGCUGCUGAAGGCCGGGGCCGCCGUGCUGAUCGCCGGGGCUCUCCUGCUGCUGGCCGGGGCCAUCGGCGCCUUCUACUUCUGGAAAGCCACGGAGCGGCAGGUGUACAACGUUCACUAUACUAUGAGCAUUAAUGGAAAAGUACAAGAUGGAUCAAUGGAAAUAGAUGCUGGAAACAACUUAGAGACAUUCAAAACAGGAAGUGGGAGUGAAGAGGCUGUUGAAGUCCAUGAUUUUCAGAUCGGCAUAACUGGGAUCCGUUUUGCUGAAGGAGAAAAGUGUUAUAUCAAAGCUCAGCCGAAAGCUCACAUCCCUGAAGUUGAUGCUAUGAUUAAAGCAAGCCUCUCAUCUGAGCUGGAAGAUGAAAUCAUGCCUGUGAGAUUUGACAAAAACUCCCUUAUCUGGGUGGCUGCAGAUGAGCCUAUCAAGCAUAACAGCUUCCUAAGCCCCAAAAUUUUAGAGCUUUGCAGGGAUCUUCCAAUUUUCUGGCUGCAACCAACAUAUCCCAAAGAUAUCCAAAGGAGAGAAAUGAAGAGAAACAAGCGCCAAUCAGAAUCAAACUUUGAUGAGGAAGACUUGGAAGCUGCUUCUGAAGAAGUAAACCCCAGGUCACGCACUGUGCAGCUGACCCAAGAGCUUGGCCACCAGGGUAAUGAAACCAGACCAAUGGGACAAGAAACUGAUCAAACAUUUAAUCCAGACAACCCAUACAAUCAGCUGGAAGGUGAAGGGAUGGCUUUUGACCCCAUGCUGGAUCACCUGGGCGUGUGCUGCAUUGAGUGCCGGCGAAGUUACACCCAGUGCCAGCGGAUCUGCGAGCCCCUCAUGGGCUACCACCCCUGGCCUUACAACUACCAGGGCUGCCGCACCGCCUGCCGCAUCAUCAUGCCCUGUAGCUGGUGGGUUGCUCGAAUCAUGGGCGUUGUCUGAGAAAAUCCCUUGACCAAAAAAAAAACCAAAAAACCAAAACUGGAGCCUUGACAAAAUAAGCAGGAAAACAAUGAACUGGUAAAAGACUAAAACCAAAGCAGCGGUACCAAUCCAGCCUUAUAAAAUCAGAGCUUGUUUUUCUACAACAAAAGCAAGGUCCAAUACUCCAACUGCAAAUUAAAAUCUCAAGUUAAUAUUCCAUUAGUUUUACAAGAGGCAAGGGUAUAGUAGCACUUCUUGAAUUAAAAAGCAGACAUCCCAAAAAAAGACAAUAUUAAACUUUGCUCACAAUUGGUUUAGCAAUCCAGAAGCUUGCCCAUACAUAUAAAUUCAGCCUUUCAAAACAAACUCCUCUCUUUCCAAGCUGUAUGUGAAAAUUUAUGUCCAAUUAAGCAACUAGCUCAACUUGUACACUUGGGAGUGCCUUUAAUCUAUGUAGCUUACUUAAAUAAAUCCCAAGUUAAGUUGCUCCUUGUUGCUAUUCAGAGUUGCCAGGUCAUUAUGAAUGGUUAUAAACCAAUUACAGCAUACCUUUCCCACAAAGCUGCUCCAGGGGACACGAGAAAGCACACAUUGUGCUAAAUCGGAAACAAACAGCAGGAAAAGGGGCUGUGGAAGGGAACGUGAGUGGCUGCAGAAUCAAAACCCUUCACACAUCCCAACAUCAAAGAAGCCCCAGUAUCAAGAAUCCUGUAUCCAUGAUACCACUGUAGUGUCUAACAAGUAUCUGCUAUCCAGCUACUACAGCAAAAGUAUUUACAUGCAAUUGCAGACCAAGGAGUCUCAAGACCCUUUGGAAUCUACAACAGCCACUGUUAUUAUAAAUCCUUGAACUAGACACUUUUGACACGAGAUUACAACCCUCUUUAUUUCACAUGGAUAGCAACCAUUCACACCAGUACCUUUAGCUUUGCUGAAGAUCCCAUCCCUUCCCCAAAAGAGAAACUCUUUUCUGGUUACCACAAGGGAGGGGGGGGAAAAAAAGCCUUUUUCUUUCCCCAUUUCCUUUCUCAUCUCUCCCUUUUUGUUGAGGCAAACUCAGCAAUUAUUUGGAUUGAUCCCAUUACACAUUAAAUCUCCAAGGAAGGUACUAAGCUGAAGCACUCAAAGGUGGAACAACUUCGUAUUUCUAGCCUUGAAAAACAAAAAUAACAGUAUUACACCGCCUUUAGCCAUACUAUGCAUCCAGAACCCUACCACUGAGUUUAUGGAGUCAUCUACAUCAUCUUUAUUAACAAAAUGGUUCGAUUUUUCUUAAGGGUUGCUUUCUGGAGCAUUCAUUUUUUGUGACUAAACAGCUCUUGAGAUGUUGCAAGCCCAGUAAUGUUAUUAACACUGCAUGACACACAGAAAAGAGGAAUUAACUUGACGUAAUCAUGGCUUAAAGAAAAUAAAGACAACCUCAUGUGGAAUGCUAAACUCCAUAUCUAAAGAGCAAAGUGUUAAAUGAGAAUAAGAUGAGAAUAGAAUUCAGUAUUUUGUUCUAUUGUAGCUUUUUAGUAUAAACUUCACCUUCCCUUAAUCUGAAGGACAGGCUUGCUUUGAAAUAUUUAAAUUAUAAACUUCUUAAAGUGGGAUUUCAAGGCCUGUUAAAUUUGAGUUUCUGCUUUUUAAACUGAAGAUGACCUUGAUCAUUAUGCUGUUUUAGAAGCACGUCUAUCAUAUGCUUAGAAAAGUCAGUUUUCCUUUUUUUUUACUGCAGAUUAAACACACACAUUAAAAAACCCCAGUUGCUUUCUGUGCUUUUUUCAAUGUAGAAGGUGUAACAAUUUUUUCACAUACUCAUUCAAGAACUGUCUGAGGAGGAAAAGAAGGGCAUCAGCAAGUGAAACACUGGAGGGUAAAGAGAGAAAUGCAACUCUAUGUCUGAACUAGACUGUUGCUCUCUUCUGCAUCUUGAGGCAACCUGUCAUCUGCUUCUCCCUGUGUCCCCCAACAAAAGAAACAGCCUUCUUUCGAAGACACAAAAACAACUUCCUUGUAGGUGAUUUCCACGUCUACACAUACUUAACAAAAUUAAUUCUUCCUUAACAAAAGCUUGUCAUCAUUUGCUUCCUAUAGGGAGUCACAAAGCAUCUAAAAAAGCAAAAAAAGCAUCCAGCUCAUGGAUAUAGAGCUGUCACAUAUGGCAUGUACACCUCAAGAACACAUCUACAUACCAUGCCACAAAAGCCCCAGCGGCCAUAACAUUUAUCUAUUUCCAAAACAUAGGCAACAAAAUUCCUUCUCCAACUCAAGCUUCAAACAAGUAAAUUCCUAUUUACCUUCAUACCAGAUACAAAGAGAGAAAAGUAAAGAUCUUGUGCUGCAGCAAGGUUGGAAAAAAAAUUCUACUUCAGUGUAACAUCUGAUUUUGAAGGAAAAGUUCUGAGACAACACAGGGACAGCAGUAAAACCAAAAAGCCAAUGGUGUGAAAAGAUAUUGUGAUAUUCCCUGCAGUUGUAGCUCAGACUCCAGAUCUAACCUUCCACAGUGAUUCUUUCACUACUGUACAGUAUUUACUACCAGUGUUGAAGUUUCUCAUUGCCACCACAAGUGCAAUACCUUGGCACAUUAAUGAGGUUACACGUCAGCAUUUGGGGAAGUAUGGGGCAGGGUGUUCCUUGAAUCUGAUCCUGGGACAGCAGAAAACAGCUGAAGGCUUUCCUUUGGCCAAAGUUCAGGGAAGGAGAAGAGGAAUGAGUCUGUCAUCAAUAGUGUCUCCCACCACAGGUAGGAGGAUGUUUGUCACAGCACUGCAGUUCCACUAUCCUUAAUUACCCAUGUGAUUUUACUAGGAGGAUUAGAAUGGCAGAGCAGAUUAGAGCAGAAAAAGGGGAUAAAUUCAGGCUGCUGAAAAAGAGAUGGAAAACAGGGAGAAAUCCCAUAUGGUUAAAUAGAUUGAAAGUCAGUGAUGGGAAGGCAGGAAGAAUCUUUUUUCUAAAUCUACAGUUCCCUUUCUCCACACUUAAAACAAAUGAACUCUGUCCUUUUUCAUACAGCAAUCACCCUCUACUUGUAUCUACAGUAAAAAGCAAAAAGAAGCUUGGAGGCAUGGAAAGGUGAUCUGGCUUCUCCUCCCAUGUAACACUUCACCCCUACCGCAGCACAAAAAAAUUCCAAUAAAGUCUCAGUGAAUCACUUGUUCCAUGCAGUGCAGGGGAAAAAAAAAAGUAGUGAAGCAUAAAACUACAGUUGUCAAUGAACUGAUUGCUGAUUGACAUGUCUGGGUAGACAGAAUCUCUGCUCAGAAAGGGCAAAAGAGAGACUGAACCAGGAGCACAAUCCUCUGCUUCUGAGAGCCUCAGCUGGCCUUUUACAAACACACAUCUACAAACUGGUCUUUCACAAGCACAUAUAUCAAAGAUGAGAGAGGCAGCCUUAACCUGCAGCAGGCAUCUUCCCCAGGAGCAGAGAGCAAUCCCAUCUAUGGUAUUCAAAUGGGAACUAUUUCAUCUUGCUGUCCUGUUCCAGUAUUUGCAUCAGUACAAAUCAGAGCACUGAGGUCAAACUGCCUCAGUCUUCCAGACACUACUAUCUAUAGAAGACCAAAAGGCUUGGGAAAAAAGCCCUCAAGCGGUUUGAACACAAUUAUAACAUCAUCCACUCUCUCCUUGCAGGCAGUUCUCUUCCUCCAGCCAACUCAUUAUCAGUGUGCUGCCACAUAUUCCACUCACCCUCUUCCAUCCCAAAGGAAAUUCCCAUUGUCACUAUUUUUUUUCAGAGCCCCUUUUCAAUGCUCAAGCUACUGCUAGCAUUCUCUUAUCCACAGUUUCUGGUAAGAUUUUGUGUGUGUUUCGUUUGUGUUUUAACAAGAACAAAAUACACUGUUCAUGAAGUACCUUUCCCCCAGCUUUCUAAGGAAAUUUUGCCUACUUAUUUAAUCCAAUCCCCUCCAAACAAAAAACCCAACACCUCUCCCCCCCCCACACAUUCCCCUCUGCUUAUAAGGCAACAAGACUUGCCAUUAUUGAUUAACAAACUUGAAGGAGGAACACACACAGAUUAUCUGCCUGUGCUCAGUAACAUGCUGGAAUUGUGUCUAGACCUGCAAACUUGGCUUACAGGAUUGAGAUGGACAGGGAGCUCUACCACUUGAUUGCUGCAAGUUUUAGCCUGAAGCUAAAGCAUUAUAUUUGCAUUACAUAUGCCUCAAGAGCACCUAAGUAGCGAUGCAUUUUAUUUUACUUUUUGCCUUAAGCUAAGUGAAUUGAAUCUCAAAGCAGUGAAACAGUACCCACUUAAUACAAGAAUAUAUUGUGUUUAUCUGACAUAAUACUCCCAUGGUCUUUCAGUAAGUGACAGAGGAACCUCUGCUAUGUUCUCUUCAGUAAGUAAGAGCAACUUGAUUGGCAGAAAACAUCUACAAAUUACUUUUUAAUUUCUAUUUAAGAUUUUUACCUAGGCUUUUCCCCACAGCAAGCCUUUGCUAAGCUCUGUUAAGUACUCUGAAUGACAUUUAUAAAGAAAGGUUGGCCAAGACACAAGAACCCAAUUUUGUGACAAAGUGAAGCACUCAGACUUUGUCUUCCUUCUACAUUAAGAAGAAAGAAAUGCUUUUGCGCAUAAAUAAAAAGCAGCAAAGCACUUAUCUGAGAGAACAGAGUUCAAGUACCUAGUCCAAAUCAAAUCAGCUCCAAUGUUAGCAUCCCAUAUGGACAGGCAAAUGCUCUACAUAUCGAGUAACCAGCUACUCAGAAUUCUCUGAAGAUCAAGAAAAGCCUCACACCAAAACUAAAAAAAUCUUAUUUGAAACACAUCCCAAGUAUAUGCUUUGGGAAACUCUUCCAAGAAGCAGACACUGUUCAGGAAAUGUCAAGAGGUAAGGUACACAAAACCCUUCCUAAAUCCAAUCCGCCUUGGUUCACUGCAUUCAAAGAACAGCGUAACAUUCCAUUCUGAAGGUUAUCAAAUUUGAACUUUGGAAAAUGUGUAUCAAUUCUGAAGCCAGAUGUGAUGCAGAAGAAACCACUGUCCAAUCUGCACUGCAGGAUAAGCAUGAUCUAAGUGCAUCAAGAAACUGCAAUUGUAUCAAGACUUGUAGUCACAGUCUAGGUCCAAAAAACCUCACUCUUUUUACAUUUAUGAGAUUUUAAACUCUUAGUAUCUCUCUACUGCACAGGCAUAGUAACAAUAGGGGAAAAAAGCCACUGCACCUUCCUAGCAUCACUGUAAAAUCUAGGUUCCUGUUCUUCAGGAGGAACAGAAUAUAUCCUUCCUUCCUCUUUAAUUUUCAAUCAUAAUUUAAUACCUAACAGCUGCAGACUUCACUCAUCCUAUUAAAAACACCUGUUCUAACAGCCUUUCUACUUUACCAAGCUCAUCCAACUGACACUGUGGAAAAAUAACACAUCCAAUACAAAGACAACAGGCAGAAUAACAAACAGUUAGGAAAACCCCAUGUAAUUAGGAAAGCAAGGAAAAUAGCAAACUUCAAACAGUAUCCAAUGGUUAGAAAGGAAUGAAGUGGCUUUCAUGGUGCUGUCAGUAUUUGCAAUUCAUGGUGUUUCUAUGAUGACAGAACAUUUGGCUAUCUCUGAAUUCCCAAGAGACAGUGGCACACAGACAAGGCAUGUUUAGAACAAUUUUCUGAGUUUAUCUCUCAUGGACUCACAGAAAGGCUGAGGCUGGAAGGCACCCCUGGAAGUGCCCCUGUCCAACCCCCUCGCUUAAGAAGUGGCAUCUCGAGCCAGGUGCCCAGGAGCAUAUUCAGACAGCAUUUGAGCUUCUCUAGGUCCCGUAAACUUGUAUUCGGGAAGUACAAGCACAGACAGUACAAAGAUUCUCAAUUAUUUUUCUCUAUUGUUAUUUACAAUUUGAUCAUGACAAUAAAGCUGCACUGAUGGAAACAACUAAGGACAUACAAGUUUUGUUCUUUAAACAGUUUCUAGUAUUCAGAAAUUACAAAACUUAAAGCAACUGUUUGCUGGCUUUGAUUCCAGGUAAAUUUAUUUUUAAUCUAGAAGGUAGACAGAGGACCUACUUUUCUGUAAAAAUUUCCAGUCACAACAAAUUUGCCAUCCUCCAUGACUGUGACUACAGUUCAACCUAUCACACAGGUGGAAGGACUCCAAAAUGGGUAUUUUUUGUCUGCAUCAAGAAUAGUAAUCUCAUCCUCUUCACCGAGUGCACAUUCUGCUCCUAAGUGUGCCAGCUUUUCUUUUGAAGCAGUACAUUCAU